Mya arenaria is the source of this 3790-nucleotide messenger RNA. Its product is annotated as protein mono-ADP-ribosyltransferase PARP12-like. Gene Ontology annotation, molecular function: NAD+ poly-ADP-ribosyltransferase activity; metal ion binding. The record is from RefSeq and is a predicted model, not a curated record. The coding region runs from base 174 to 2903 and encodes 909 amino acids. The transcript has 15 exons. Lineage: Eukaryota; Metazoa; Mollusca; Bivalvia; Myida; Myidae.
AUCGUUAAAUAAGCCUAUAUUCCAUUCAUAGUGAAGGUGCUAGUUGUCAAUAAACAUUUGCCUGAUUGCACGUAAACACUUUAAGUCUUAACAAACAGAAUUAUUUAAGUUUAAAACGUUGGUGAUUUAUUUCUGAAGUUCACACAAAACUUCAUUGCAUAUUGUGCUUUAAAAUGGCGAUGGCUAUGGAUCAAGAUAAGGAUGACAUUGUUCGCAGAGUGAUAAGACUUCUGGCGUCACAACCGAACAAUGUGAUAGGAUUUGCAGAUCUACAUGCUAACUUCAAGUCGCUCAUCGAGAAAAGACAAUUUGAAAGUCUGCUUAGGAACUAUGCCGAUCAGUUUGAGUUGUUUAAAGAUGGACAAUUAUUUGUCCGUCUUGAUAUCAAAGUAAAGGUAUGUGAAAUGCAUUGUUCAAACCAGAUCUGUCCGGGAAACAUCUCGGUCUGCAAAGGCUUACAUAUUUGUAAGAGGUAUAUUUUAUAUGGAAACUGCACACACAAUCCUUGUAUUGUUGGGCAUGACUUAACAACUUCCCAUAACAUGGAAGUUCUGAGUCAACUCUUACUGGAUCAGUUACCAAUGCCUCUUGUUGAAGAUCUCCUUAAACGUCCAAUCCAAAUAUGUGAGUUUUACAACAGGGCGGGUGGAUGCAGAAAUGAUGAAGCCGGAAAACCAUGCCCAUUUCUGCAUUUAUGUAAAAACAACAUAAUACAGGGAUGUAAGAGAAAGAACUGCCAAAGAAGCCAUUUCAUCCAUAUGAGUACAGUAAGGAAUGUCUUAGAGAAGCAUGGCAUCAGUAUGGGAAGAAUACCAAAGGAGAAUUUAGCAGAAUUCAGAAAAAUAAUGCAGGCAAAUGACGGGAAUUUUUCCAGAAGAGAUGGACCUAUUCCUGAACCGAUGGUUGAAAGAGUGAGGCAGGCAACAUCAGAUAUGGUAUCAGAAACUGCGGCAAACAACAUCCUUAACAAGAAGAUAUGCAUUUACCACUUGAAGAGUCGAUGCGCGUACUUUGAAAGGUGUUUUAAUUACCACUGUGAACUACUGUACCAGUGGUUCUACCGGUUUGAUGAUAGUGCUAACUGGGAAACAGUCGAACCCCAGGAAAACAUGCGUAUGGAACUGCACUAUAGCGAUCCAGCCUACGUUGAAUACAAAUUGUUUAUUGGAGCUAUGUUGGUGCAACUGAAGUUCAAGACCAUGAAAGGAGAGGGUGGAGGCAAGCAACUGACAUUCCAUCGGGUGUCAACAGAGACGUCGGCAAUUUUGGAUUCGCACCCCCUUGCAACAAGCUGGCAGUGGUUUUGGAUGGCAGAGAAUGGGGAUUGGAAUAAAUAUGGUGAUGAUGCAGAUGGAUACCGUUCCACAAUAUCGGGCCAGGAUCUAGAACAAGCUUACAUCUCAAACCCUGAUGGCCAGCUUAAGUUUAGUACUCAAGGGCAUGAGUAUAUACUAGACUUUGCAAAAAUGGUGCAGUGUAACCUUAAGUUCAAGACCGAGCGAGAAGUAUCAAGACGACCAAAGUUCGUAUCAAAAGAUGAGUUAGAAAGACGCAAGAAACAACCAAAAAUACAGAAACCUGCAGGAUCUGCAACAUCAGGGUUUGUCCCUGUCGCUCCGCCACACUGGAAUCUGAGACCGACCGAUGAACUGUUGAACCAUUGUGAGCUCGUUCCACUGGAUAAGCGGAAUCCCAGAAUGAACACUGAGUACAAUAGAAUUGAAAAGAUGUUUUUUGAGACCAUGCCUAACACAGUGGCUAUUGUGUCAAUCGACAGGGUGGAAAAUGGUGACCUUUGGCAUAACUAUGUAAGUAAAAAAGAUAAACUGAAAAAGAGGAACAAGGGCGUAGAUGUGGAGGAGAGACAACUCUUCUUUGGCACCAGUAAUGACACCGUGGAGGCCAUCUACAGGCAAGGUUUUGACUUCAGGCUGAAUGGAACUGCUUCAGGUGCACGUUAUGGAAAAGGCAGCUACUUUGCAACUACUGCCAAAUACUCUCACCCCUACACAGACAGACAGAAGGAAACCAUGGGGAUGUUCGUUUCUAAAGUGCUAGUUGGAGAUUACACAAAGGGAGAUAAAUCAUACAUCAGACCCCCACACAAAGACCCCCUUGAUCUGUCGAGUCCUUUGUACGACUCUUGCGUUGAUAGUGUUACAGAUCCAAAGAUUUUUGUUAUCUUCGAACUUGGUCAGGUGUACCCAGAAUACUUGAUAAAAUACAAGUCCGAUGAACUGUUGAACCAUUGCAAGCUCGUUCCAUUUGAGGAGGAAAAUGCUACGUUGAAGAAGGUGCUGGAGGUGGAAAACAUCGGGAUUAUGAGAAAAAGGCUGGAAGCACAGAAUAAACAGCUGACCGGUGAGAAUUCAAGAUUGGAGGAUGACAACUCGAAGAUGAAAGAACUUCAUCAAAGGCAGGAAGAAACGAUUAAAAAGCUGACGGAUGAGAAUUUGAGAACAAAGCAACUAGAGAAAUACUGUUUCUUGUAUUAUUGGCUGCAUUCGGACUGCCAUGUCUCUCUUGAAACACCUGCAAGAACAUACAUAAGUAUCCACCCACCAGACACAAAGGGAUUUCAUUCACAUCAACCGAACGUGGUACAAUCCCUGGAUGAGGAUAUUAAGCGCCUAGGGAAUCCAACUGAGAUUAUGCCUUUAGUCGGUCUAAAUGUUAACGAAAUAGAUGAAUGGUACAAAACAAUUGAUGUUCACUUUGAACAGUGGACUGAUGAUUACCGAAUGCUAGAAACUGCUCUCGUAAAAGGAUCAGACGACUUCAAGAAUUACUUAGCAAAACACAAACCCAGCAUUCCAAACAAAAUGUGUCCACUCUACAUCUAUUCAGCUGCCUGGGAACACACAUUGACAAACUGCGACAGCUCAAGAUGGCAUAACGAUUGAAGAUACUAACGUUCCUGAACAUAAAUUAUCUAUUUUGCAUAGCUUAUGUUUAUUAAGACCAAAGACCUCUCAUACUGUAACAAUAUAUAUGAACACUAAUUAUUUCAAAGAUUUGCUUUUAAUUAUUUUGUAUAAUUUUAUUGAUGUGUUGUGGCUUGUUUCUGGUGUUUGAAUUAGGGUACGUGGUGUUAUUAUUUAUGUGAAUUUAGUUCAUUGUCGUUAAGGUCCUUGUAGUGUGUCCAUAGUUCGACUACUGGGUUUGUCCCUGUAGUUUGUGUUGUAUUAUUGUGUAAAAUGCCAAUACAAUAUUAUUAGUGAACAUUCUAGUACUACUUGUGUGCAAUAUGUAAGUCACAUGACAGUUAAUCAUUCCGAAUCUACUAUUUUUGAUUACCGCAAAACAGUAAAUUUAAAAAUUGUAUAAACUGUCCUGUGCAUCAUAGCUGAUAUCCUACUAUGCAAUGUACUCCAUUUCGUACCUUUUAAUUUUACGCUAAAGCGAAAGUAGAUUGAAUAAUUGGCUUUGUCAUGACCGAUAUAUUGUAUACUACUCAGCAUAAGUAAAAUAAACAUGCUGUACUUCAACACCUUUUAUUUGAGUGUGCAAGUGUUGUUUCCCCCAAAAUAAGUAAUCGCUUUGAUGGGAUAGUAAGCAUGUGCACACUUUAUGGUAUUUUUAGUGAGUUGAACAUUUAAUAAAUGGUACAUAAGAAAGUAUUUGACUGUAACAGUUCUUUAAGAUGUCAUGUGUGAAAUGAAUGAUUAUAUUUUUAAACAGUUGUUGUUUCAUUAAUUAAGAAAGUAAAUAAUACAAUGGGAAAUCCGAAUUAUGAUACUUGUAGUCAAUCAAACUGGUAUUUUAAACAAAAUAAAAUAACAUGCCAAGA